GGUGCGUGACAGUUCAGCUACCCAGCAUGUACGCCAAAGGAAAAGGUUCGAACGUACCUUCGGACAGUCAGGCGAGGGAAAAGUUAGCGUUAUAUGUAUAUGAAUAUUUACUCCAUGUUGGAGCACAGAAAAGUGCACAGACAUUUUUGUCGGAGAUCCGAUGGGAGAAAAAUAUAACACUCGGAGAGCCGCCGGGUUUUCUUCACUCGUGGUGGUGUGUUUUUUGGGAUUUAUAUUGUGCAGCUCCAGAAAGGCGAGAUACAUGUGAACAUUCUAGCGAGGCGAAAGCUUUUCAUGAUUAUGUAAGUAGAGAUUACAAUAGUGCAGCGACUCCUAGUCCCGUGUUAGGCCAAAUGCCACCAAAUGAAAUGCCAGGCGGCCCCAUGCCUCCAGGCUUCUUUCAGCAACCACCAGUAUCACAGCCAUCCCCACAUCCACAACCUCCACAUCCAAAUAAUCCCAUGAUGCCCCAAAAUCAGUUACCACAUAAUCAACCUAUGAUGGAUAAUAAUCAGCCAUUUAUGUCACCAAGAUAUGCAGGGGGUCCAAGGCCCGUUAGAAUGCCUCCACAACAGCCUCCAGGGGGAGUACCGGGUUCACAACCACUAUUACCAAACACAAUGGACCCCACGCGGCAAGGUCAUCCGAAUAUGGGUGGUCCAAUGCAGAGGAUGAAUCCCCCACGAGGAAUGCCAAUGCAGCCGAAUUACCCUGGAGGAAUGAGGCCACCACCAAACAGUUCGAUGGGACCAGGAAUGCCAAUGUCAAUGCCAGGGGGAGGAGGGAGGCCAUGGCAACCAAACACAUCAUCACUUAAUUAUUCACAGUCAUCACCAGGGAAUUAUGGCCCAGGGGGGCCGCCGGGAGGAGGAGGGCCACCAGGAACUCCCAUAAUGCCAAGCCCUCAAGGACUUUUGGAAGAAAUGAAUGGAAGAGGUAUUCCAGUUAAUUUUACUUAA
Molecule: messenger RNA, 959 nt
Organism: Saccoglossus kowalevskii
Lineage: Eukaryota; Metazoa; Hemichordata; Enteropneusta; Harrimaniidae
Product: single-stranded DNA-binding protein 2-like
Biological process (GO): positive regulation of transcription by RNA polymerase II
Cellular component (GO): nucleus
Molecular function (GO): single-stranded DNA binding; protein binding
Source: RefSeq, a predicted model, not a curated record